AUGGCGGAUAGCCAACUUUCUCCCAACCUCCCACUGCUGACGACAAACGCCACUCAAGGCCAGACUUUCUUCAACGAGACCGUCUUUCGGGCGACAGGCUUGGAUUUUGCUCCCUUGAGGGCAACUCCGGAUGUUUCCACCACAGCCGCCGAGAGACUCUUGGCACAUUUGCCGAUCGGCCAAACCGUGCAACUGGCAUCCCAAGAUGUUGGCCCAGAAUCCUCCCGGGAGGCAUCCCUCUCCCAGCAUCCCCUGGCUUUCAGCCUCACGGCUCCAAACAACACCACCCUGGGCAGCUGCUUAUCGCAACACUCUCUGAUUUUUCCUGAUUUGCCCGUACCUGCCCAGUCGGAGAAUUGGCCAAUGCUUCACGCUGACCUUCGUGCCAAAACCCUGGACCCCAAGGAGGAGACUUCACGGCGGCCGCUUCCACCAAACCAACCCCUGGCCACGCAGCGUCUUCCGGACGAAAGUUGGAGAGCUACGCCCGGCCAGGAUUUGUUCCUUUCGGACAACAGCCUGCCAGCCCCUCCUCUCCUCCUCGACUUGCUGGACGAUGAGAUGGGCUUACCCAAGCACGGCGGCUUCUUAUCUUCCGAAGGCUCUUCUGGUAAAAGCGGCUUGGGAAAGGAUCCGGGAGAAAAUGUGCUUCAACGGCUGACGGUGAACACGGAUCUGUCGGAAAGCGCGCCCAAACUGAUGGUAGAACCGCGCCAGUCGAAAGGCCAAACCACUCCUCCCCCCGAGUUGCCCCGGCCAUUGACAGAGGCAGCAGGGAAGCCCUGGAGACGUGCCAGCGAUCCGGGAGCUUUCUCGGCCAACUUUUCUCCCGCCUUGGUGUCCUCCGGAGCUCAUCCGUUUAGUUCGCUGGAUUCUUCCGUGAUUCCCGAAAGAUCUCUGGCUCCGACUCACCAGCGGGCGGGCGAGAAAUUUCAAAGUGGGGCCGAAGAAGACCAAGGAAAAUUUACACCGGCUCUGGUUGGUAAUAAACCUCAUGCUUCGUCAUCCUUCCAGCCGGUCCCGACAGCCGCAGAUGUCAGAGAGCGGACGGACACCAUGAAAGCCAUCCUAACCAGCGUGAGCCAAAACGAACUCACACUCUCUGACGGGAACGUAGAGAGAGAGCCCAGAAAUACGGGAAUCUCUCCUUUUGACGAGGCGUCCUUCGUUGCACAUCUGGCUCACCCGAUUCAUCAUUCCACCCCCGGUUUUUGGGCAACCAGAAGCUUGAACUGCGACGCGCCCGGCACGGCAUUCCCGUCCCGAUCAGGAUUCCAACAUCCUCUUUCUUGCUUGCACGAAGAGAUGUCAAAGACCUCGCAUGCCAAUGCGCGCAAUUCUUCGACGGUGGAGCCUCGUGGAAACCCUUGCUCGUUUCCCACGAAGGAGAGUGAUACGUCGCAUGGCGCCCCGGGCUUACAAAAUGAAAAGAGCGACGGUUUUACCAUUCUGCAGCCUCUGAAAGGCCGGAUUCAGUCCAUGCCUUCUCUGAAUUUCAUGGAGAAGGUGGGAGCGUGGCACCUGAGCUCUUCGGCUGAGAAACUGCCUGACGUGUCAGCAGUACCUGGUUUGGGUACACCUGUACCUGGCUCUGGGGGCGUCUCCCCCAUGCGGAAGGCCUACAGCGCAAUCGCCGAUUCCUUGAACCGCAUCCUGCUCAAGCAGCAGAGUCUAGCUGACCUCAAGGCUGCCUCUUUUUAUGGGCCGAGCUCCAUGAUCGAUCUUCACAGCUCUCAAAAAGAGGUUCCUCCGCGUGCCUUGCCCUUUACCCGGUCGCAGUCGGAAACCUCGGUGAGCGCCCUCAGCCGCGAGAUUUCGAGGACAGACAUAGGGAGCGAAACCAGACCCAAUGAUGCUCUUCAGCGAGCGGACGUCUGCGCCAACGUUUCAACGGACUCUCGGCUCAAGCCGACGGUCGCGGCGGAGGAAGCCGCACUUCACCGACGUUACAAAGCUGUGCCCGUCUUUGUAACGGUCUCCAGUGACGAGGAAAGUGUUAGUACGGGGAGCCAUUCGGAUCCCCUAAUUAGGAGCAGAAGGGUGGCCGAGCUCCUGCGAGGGGAAACCAGCUCGCUUGAGGGGAGCAAAGAAAUAUUGGGUGGCCCCCAAGAGAAGACGAGAGAAUUGUCGGGCUGCGGGUUUCGUGCCAGUCAAACGAGGAUGGAUUAUUUUCGAGAGCUUUCCCCGGAUCAUUUAAACCAAGGGACCGAUUCCAGAACGGACAGCUGUACGGAUUUGAGGGUGUCGUCCAGACAGUCUUCCAGAUCUUCUCCGGCUUUGAACAAGUUGCAGAGCAGUUUGGAAGAUGAAUUGCAAGCUUCCAAUUACAGCGAGCUCAAUAUAGAUGAGAGAAUACCGGUGUACCUCCACAACCUGGGCAUUGAUCAGUCGCCUUCUUCGAUUCUGACUCCGUUCGUGCCUCGGGGACCCAUACGAGAAAUUGAAUUCUCUCCGACGGAUCUCCGGACGUUGAAAGCAUCGUCGGAUUUAUUCUGCCUGCACCUCUCGGAAGACUCGCACUCUCCGAAAGACGCUACGCAGUUGACCUUCGACUCUUCGCUGCUGGGUGGGCCCUCUCUGGCAGGAUCGACCGUUGUCUCUGACUCGUCACAACCCGCCAAGCCUUCUCCGCAACACACCAGUGAUCUCCUCCAGCCGAGCAGCUCUCCCUGGAAACCUCGUGCUGUCACACCCCCGCGCACCACCUCUGUUCCCGAGUCCCUGCCUGCUCCCGUUUCAACCGAAGAGACUCAAGUCAUCCCAGGAUCUCCCUCCAGCUUGGAAAGAUCCACAACACGUCUGGCGUUGCCAGAGGACAAUUUAGACCCGACCAAACUCGGCGCGAGUCGAGUAAAAUCCGGGUCUUCGUCUCAGGACCGUGAUGAGAAGCCUGCAAGCGAAGGAAUCCGAUCUUCGGGCACAAUUCCUGGUGGAGAGAGAGACGAUUCCUUCACAAGGUCAAACAUCCCAGAAGAGAGCCAGAAGCUUCCAGCGGAGGUUGACUCCAGACCUUCCAGUACAAAAUUCAGAUCUCGUUUAUCCCUCUCUUCUUCUUCCGGUUCGCUAAAACCAAUCGACCGCGACGAUUUAUCCGGAGAUCCUGGAUCGAUCCAGAGAAGCACGCUAGGCAUUCAAAGAGGCUGGUCAUGGGAUGAGGGCAUGGACAAGCAGGAGAUAACCGGUAGCUUAAAAUGGGAAGAUCUGCAGAGGGUGGACUUCUUCGCCGAGAAGCCAGCGGUAUCUCAAGAGCUCAGGCCGGGAUCCCAGAGAGCGAACGAAGACCGCGGGAGGAUGCAACCCAUUGCGCGAUCCGAUCCCGAAGGUUGCCCCAAGACGGCUGUGAAUUGGAAUCUCCCCAUUCCAACAGGCAGGUCUACAGAUAGUCAAGCAAGCCCUUCUUCUCCAACCCUCCAAGGGAUCCAGUCCGUUUCCAAUACGGACGACGUGUCUAAACUCUUGAGAGGCUUCCCGCGAGUCGAGCAGAAAGCAAACGGAAGUCAUCCGAAAGAGAUGGGCGGCUCGCAGGAAAGCGCCGAGAGCAGCAGCGUGGACUCUCUGGGCCUCAGAGUGAAGACACUCCUCCAGUAUGGACAUCCUGCGAUGCACAGAACGCCUCGGAUGGAGGAGCGCGAUGGGUCCAGUGCGAAAGAGCCCUCUGUUUCGGGCACCGGCUCAGCGUUCAGCAGAGGGGGCGUCGGUGCCCAAGGAAGCAAUAACGGGAGCAGUAUGGACUCGUUGGCGAUACGGGUCCAAACCCUCCUGGAAGAGGAGCAGCCUGUGCUGCAUGCAACACAGAUACUCCGGAGCGUCGAGGAAGAAGAAGAAAAAGCCCGCGGUAAGGACGCUCCACGUUGUAACCAGCAGUGGAGAAGCAGCUUCCAGAGACUUCCAAACUCCAACCUGGCUGCAACGGUAGAAUCGGGCUCCUUGCAGAAGCCAAGAGACCACGACUUGCAAACUGCCCUUCAGAAAUACGGUUUGCAGCUGGCCGAGUUCUCCGGGGAAAACAUGGAGCCUGCGGCGGAUGGCGCCUUAACAGCCGAGCCGGAGGUCGAACUCUCCCACGGUGCCCAGAUUCCUGUCUCCGGCCAACGGCAGCCAGCUCCCAGUAACGCCUUGGACUCCAAAGCCAAUUCUCACCUUCCCUUGGACAUGCAUUUCCAAAGGGCCUCGAACGCCCCCGCGAAAGAGGACGGGAAUGUAGCAGCCCCAUUGGAUCUGUCCGAGAGCAGCACCUCCGUCGAAGCAGCCAUUCAAAUUACCUCUAUCACCUUCGCAUCUCGGAGGAGGUCGCCUUCUCCCGCUUCCCGCCCUCCCCGGACUCUCCUUGCCGACGUUCCCCCUCGCGAUCCCGUAUCUUUGGAAACCCGGUCCGUGAACCGGGAAUGCCAGAAGUUGGGUGGCUCACAGCUGCCAAGUUACCAAGCUCGCCCUUCCGCCGGCGUCGCUUCCGCUCGCGCUUCAGAGAAGGACGUUGCAUCUCCUCCCUUUGGGUCUACCAAGGUGGCCAGGGACGACCCUCGUCAAGAAGGUCUGGGUCCUUCCCUGGAGGGAUCCCCAAGAAGAGGUGCCGAGCUGAAGGACCUCGUUCGCCAGGUCCGUGAGGACAAGCAAGCUUCCGAUCCAGGUCUUGCCGAGCAGAGGCGAUACGCGAAAACGCUGGAUAAUAUUUACGCCAACGGAUCUAAAAUGGAAAGGUCGGUGGCGUCGCCUCCGCCUAAGACGGGUGAGGUGCGUCCCCAGAAUUGCUCGCCAACUGAGGCAGGAAGCGCUCCUAAGCCCCUUUUUCCCGAAGGCAAAGAAAAGACGCGGCGAAGAGAAGAUUUGUCUACUUCUGAUUCGUAUUUACACAAGCCCAGAAGUGGAGGCAGUGGGAGUACUUUGUUACAGUCGGCUUCCCUCGAUUGUCUUUCCACAGCUGUACCGGUGUCUCCUACGUCGCCCACCAGGAAAGCCCUUUCUGGUGUCCACCUUACUCUCUCUCCAAAGCGCGUGGAAUUGGACCUCUCGGGACCGGUGGAUAUUGGUCCAGAAGGGAGAGAGGUCGAGGUUCCUAAGCCAACCUCUUCAGGUGUUCCCGGUCUGUCCUUAGAAGCUACCUCCAAGCCCAUAGAACCUAAGCGAAAGACUCAAGGACCCUUAUACUUCCCCCGAGAGGCAUCCUCUCAAGAGGUUCCGAAGGGGGCUAGACCAGCCCUACCACACGCUCAAGAGCCCCGGGCAAGCCGAGAUGGUGACGUAGCCCCGUCUCCAACAGACGCCGGGACUCGGAGUUUGAGUGCAAGGGACCACUUGAAGGCUACGGCUUCUUCCCAAACCGAAUGGAGGUCUUCGGAUGCCAUCACUCAAAUCACAACCGAAAGCCCGGAGAAGACCACCUAUUCUGCCGAAAUCUUUGUCACAGCUGAGAAUGGAGAAGCUCCUUAUCCGAAGGGUCACAAAACCCCUGACGAGACGAUGCUCGGUAUCUCCAAAAUCUCUGUUUUGGACGGACAAAGCAGAGACAAGCCCUUGGUGUUGCCCUACAAACCUCCCGGCUGCUCCGAGGUGUAUUACGUCCCCUGUGGCAAAGGAACCUUGAAACUCUCACGCGUCCGGUCUGAGACCACCGUGGAGAGCUCCCAUUCGGGCUCCAACGACGCCGUCCCUCCGGAUUUCCCCCCGCAGGCCCUGGGUUCGAGGAAGGAUCAUCCUUCGGACAUGGCCAUCGUCAGACACAAAGAGGGCAUUUAUAGUAAGACGGCCGCUCCAAGGGUGGCCUGGAUGGAGGAGAAAGCGGGGGCAGCGGCACCGACGGUGGUCGGUCCCAGAGGAAGCUGCGGUGGCCGGAAUCCCUCGGGAUCGCUCCGAACUUCCCAGCCUGCCUAUGAAUCUGAUCAGCCUCCUCUGAAGUCGCUUUUGCAGGAUGAUCCAAAUCCCCCUCCCGGGAACAAGGCUUUGGGACAAGUUGAUGCGGCUUCUGGUGGGCCAGCCCCUUCCCCACAAGAUUUACUGCCACGUGAGGGGAUCCUAGAAAGCAGUCCUUUCCCGCGGCCCCCUCUGCACCUGUCCCAAAGCGAAGAACGCUUUAUCCCACUGACGGGUGAGGUAGAUUAUAGUUUCCUUGAGGAAAUCAAAUCCAAGCACGCUUCCCGACAAGACUGGCCCGAUGCCCAAACGACGAGCUCGGGAAGAGCGAGCCAACUUCCUCCGGGAAGCCGGCCGAUUAAGGAGAAGUGGGUAGCGGAUCUGCCAAGGGGGCCCAGCACCCAUCGAAGCAGCCCUUUAGAUGUUCUUUGGGCCAAGUAUUUGGAGCGACAGAACCAGCAGCAGCUGAAGCCCAUCGAAAGCAACCACAAAACCGAGCUCUCGCUGGUGGAGCGGCUGGACCGCCUGGCCCGCCUCCUGCAGAAUCCCCUCCGUCAUUCCCUGGCCCUGGAGGACCAGAAGGAGCCCAGGAGGAAAGCAGCCAGGCUAGGCAGCCCGCGAGGCAAAAAGAUGGCGGCCAGGAAGAAAGCAGCAUUGCGGCCCAGCGUGGAAACGUCGGAGGAAGCCCUGGUGGGUCCCAGUGGCACCUGGCCGUCCAAAUCCCGGCACCCGAAAACCGGACACGGCGGGGCGGUUGAACCCGGGGCUCGAAACCGGGACGGGGGCCUGGCCUCUGAGACGCCGAGCGAGACGUCUUCGGACCUGAGACCGAGGAGAGAUGCCAGCGUGGCGACCGGCAUGACCUCCGAGUCCGAAGGGACUCGGACCGAGACCGAAAGCGCCACGGCGACCGAGGGCAGCGAGUCGGCGUCGACCAUCAACACGGCCAGGUUGAUCCGAGCUUUCGGGCAGGAGCGAGUGCAGGUGUCUCCCAAACUGUCCCAGCUCUACAGCACCAUCGACUUGCAAAAGACGCGCUUGGAGAGCUGGGCCAAGCGGGGCAGGAGAGCCAAGGGGGACGGUGGCGGCUACCCGAAAAUGGUUCACCUCGAACAAAAAGGGAAAGAGGCCCAGCCCAGCCCGUCUUUCACGUCCUCCGAUUCUGUCUCGAGCCUCGGCAGCUCCCAUGGACCGAGCCGGGCCCUGAGCAGCAAGCGGAUGUCCCAUAAGGCCGUCCAGGCAGGAGACUUUGAGAUUGUGAACAGCGCCACCAAGAAGCACACUCGCGACGUGGGCUUGACUUUCCCCACCCCGACUGCAAGCCAAGACACGCUCCACGGAGGCUCUAGGAGCAGGGCAGAGCAGGGGCUGGCUCAGCACCAUGGGCUGUCGGCAGAAAACGAGGAGCAGCGGAAGUGGCAGCCGGGCAGCUUCCUGGAAGGGAGGAGGCCUAGAAGGAGACAGUCGCAGUGGACGCAAGGUCUCU
Notechis scutatus (mainland tiger snake) is the source of this 7333-nucleotide messenger RNA. NCBI's taxonomy places the organism in Eukaryota, Metazoa, Chordata, Lepidosauria, Squamata, Elapidae. The record is from RefSeq and is a predicted model, not a curated record.